AUGGUUGCUAUUUCGUUGCCAACAACAAUUAGCAAUUUUGAGGGUGAAAUUAGCCAUGUGGUAGUAGCUGGAAAUGAAACGUUAACCUUCAUUAAACCAUCUCAAUGGCAAGAAGAAAGAAAGAAGAUCUCCUUAAAACUGCAUAGUUUAGCACAAUCAUUAAAGAAAUUCGAGUCAUUAUCAGCGGUGAAAUCUGGUGAGGUAUAUAUUGCAAAUGUAAAAGGUUCAUUGGAACGGUCAUAUAUUAUCCGAAGACCAACUCCUGAUACAUAUUCCAUUUACCUCAUUGAUAAAGGCAUGCAGUGUGAAGCACAGUUCGAUGAUAUUUAUGAAUUUCCACAAGAAUUAUUGGAUUUUGCAUUGUUUAGCUGUGUUUGUCCUGUCUUCGUACCAUCCGCUGAUCAACUCAAUGUCUAUAAAGCUUUCAUAGGACACAAAUGCAAGUGUGAAGUGGAAACCAUAUCACGAUCAUUUGUCGUGUUGGGAUAUGUUCGUGGUCGGUUAUUGGUGGAAAAUGGUGACUUUUAUAAAGAUUUACAAGACAUUGUUUGUGGAGAUGUGGCAAUUGAAGUGAACAAUUUCGCUAAACGAUCCAUUAGAUCUAAUACGCCAGCUAAGAUACCUGAAGGAGACAUAGUUUCAUCCACAGGCAGUGGACAGCGAGACAGUUCCAACAGCGAACUGACUUAUCGUUGUUCUUCUACGGAAGAGGUUGCGCAAAGGACACGAGAUUGCACUCCACGCAGAAGAAUGUCUAUCGGGUCAAAGAAGGUCAAGUACGGCCAGCAGCAGGGAAGUUGUGUGGAUGCUGAAUUACGUACUGAAUAUGAAACGGUAAAGGCCCAACCAUUGUUCACACAAACAGCGUUCAAACAGUACAAACCUGAUGUGAUUCCAACAGUGGUCAGUGUUCGAUUCGAUAAGAAAGAUCGAGUAUUGGAUAGAUUUUGGGUUGUAAACAAGAGCAUAUUUUCAACAGUUGAAAGAGUAUUGAAAGAAAAUUCCAGAAAGAUAUCAGGGUUCCCAGUGUUACGUCAAACAUUAGACAACGAUAUCCUAAUGAGAAAAAUACCAUGUGUAGUGCGUACCCGAGCUGAAAGUGCUUACAAAGCUUACUACCGUGCAGUUCCCUCUCGAUUCGAUGCACGCACAAAGAGAUGUUCAAUUUUCUUGGUGGAUUUUGGUUGGUUCAAAUGGGUGCUCGCUAAAGAUGUCAUCGAUAUAUCUGCCAUGGAUAAGUCUAAUCCAAUUCGAAAUCUGCCAGUAGCAAUGAUACAUUGUCAAGAGGACGUGACUAGUGUGCUACACGCUAAGAAUCUCUCAAAGGGAGCAGAUUGCUAUAUGAGAGUGAAGGAAUCCCUGUCUCAAGAUGUAUAUUUGGUUGAUUUAUUGGAAACUGGCAGCACUUUUAACGAUCUUCUAAUUGGUGGUGUGGGAGAUAUCGACGGGAUUUCUUCAAGCAAGAAUUUGGCUAAUGAAACAUAUGGGCAACAAUUUAUGACAUCGAUGAUGUUGGGAACGUUGAAUACUGCGAAUCGUGAUUUGACGCAAUCUCGACACAUCUGGCCGUUUUAUUGUUCCCCAGCGUUUCCGAUGAUAAUGCCAGUAGCUUUACCGGUGAUGGUACCAGUACCAGUUCCGAACGCAAAUUUGCCCACUAUUGGACAUGAACAAAUCCUGAAUUAUCAAAAUUCACAAAUAGGAAACAUAGAAAACACCCAUGAUCUUCAAAAUGAUGUGCAGGAUUCGACGUGUUUCCGAAAUUAUGUCCAUGAGAGAUCCCAGAACAGUAAUUCACGACAUAUAUACGAAGAAUGUUAUGACAGCAAUUUCUCGGCAGGAAGUAGACUUGGUUUUAUGUCGUGCAGCACGGCAGGGAAUUCUCUUGAUGAAGACUUGGAUGGUAAUUCGCACAGAGUGAGAUUGACAAGUUGGGAAAAGGCCGUUGCUGCAGAUCGUGCACUUCGAACACAGGCGAGAGAACAAAGAACUUUCCAUGAAGAUGAUGAAUCGAGUCAACUUACAUAA
Molecule: messenger RNA, 2028 nt
Organism: Brugia malayi
Lineage: Eukaryota; Metazoa; Nematoda; Chromadorea; Rhabditida; Onchocercidae
Exons: 17
Coding region: 1-2028 (675 amino acids)
Source: RefSeq, a predicted model, not a curated record